This is a messenger RNA of Bufo bufo (common toad), 6544 nucleotides long. It is a transcript of the gene CC2D2A, whose product is annotated as coiled-coil and C2 domain containing 2A. Gene Ontology annotation, cellular component: ciliary transition zone. Lineage: Eukaryota; Metazoa; Chordata; Amphibia; Anura; Bufonidae. The transcript is spliced from 36 exons. The record is from RefSeq and is a predicted model, not a curated record. Gene Ontology annotation, biological process: non-motile cilium assembly; protein localization to ciliary transition zone. The coding region runs from base 198 to 4997 and encodes 1599 amino acids.
ACAAUGGCUGCCUACAGUUACUAUGUUGUUAGUGCUCUCCCAGUGCCAGUAAGUUGCCAGCUGAGAGGUUAGUCCUCAGCAGUGUGUUACAGGGGCCACAUAAGACAUGCAGAUCCCAUGUUAAGGUGGUGGAGGCUUCAGACGAGAGCUGAAGAACCCAGCAGAAGCCUGGCAUCCCUGGCAGAGGAGCUGCCACCAUGAGGGGCACGGAGGAGAGGCAGAGGAUGAUCGUGGAGGAGAUCCCGGCUAACGAUGAAGAUGCUGAGGUGGAGCAGCUGAAAAAGACAUUAAAAGCACAACGGCAGAAAAGGAAGAAAGCGCUGAUAGAGAAUGUCAGAGACGCAGAAGCCGUGGAAGAUGCUGGGUCUUCUACUACACAAGGACAGCGCAAUUUGCCUCCAUUAAACAUCUCCAGUGCAAAGCCUAGCUUUGCGGAAUCUUCCAUGAGAGAACGGCUGCGAGAAAAACUGAAAGCUGGAAGGUCUAAAGCGGAGAGCAUACUCCAGCAAGAGUCACCAACCGUCUCACCACAAAGCCUUACUAGAUCCAGACUUCCAGAUGCCGGUCCAAGGUUUGGUGAAGAGCAGGAUGUCAUCCCUCUUCAGAAAGCAAAGGAUGUAGAAGCUCAACUAUCUUCAAAAGUAAGAUUCCGUGAUGCUGUGAAGACAAUCCAGAAAAAAUCUAAUGUCCCCGAUGGAUUUCCCACCGCAGAAGAAUCAUUCAACUUCUUUACUUUCAACUUUGAUCCUGAACUAGAAGCACAUACUGGGCAAGACCAAAAGAAAUCAGAAGACGCUCGCAGGACGGAGGACACUGUAGACUCUAGUUCAAAAGUUGAACAAGACCAAGAGGAAGAGGGAGAGGAAGGAAUGGGAGAAGCGGAGUCCUUGGUUCCUGAUGAUGACCUGUUUCUCAUUGACCAGACGGCACGUGACUUCAUAGAGUUGGUGGCUGCAGAAUACGAAGGCUACCACAGCCAGCUACAAAAAGAGAGAGACGUUUUAUUCGCACCAAGCUUUCGACAAGUGCCACCCAGCCAGAAGAUCCCUGAGAACAUGCAGCCAAGGUAUCUAGAAGAUGAGGGGUUAUAUAUUGGCGAGAAGCCAAAAGUAUCACGGACCAACCAGAACCUUCUGGAGAACCGGAUAUUACAGCAGGAUGAGGGCAAGAAAUGGUUUGGGGAUGAUGGGAACAUUUUGGCUUUGCCUAAUCCUAUAAAAGCCUCUCCUACAAGACCUCCGAUAUUCUUUCUGCAUGAAGGGAUAGACCCAGCCUUGGAGACCAUAUACGUGAAGGCUGUCCCGUCUAAGAAAUCACAUCAGUACAUGGUGGAGUCUGGAGGACUUCAAGGAGAGUUUCAAUUGGAUAUUGAUAUUUCAGGGAUCGUGUUUACCCAUCACCCACUUUUUAGUAGAGAACAUGUGCUAGCAUCCAAAUUAUCCCAACGGUAUGAUCAGUAUCUGAGAAGGAAGCAGAAGAACCUUUCCAACCUUCUAUCAGACAAGUUACAUGCACUGAGGAAUGCUGUACAAAAUAUUUCCACUGGAGGUGCCGCCCAUGUCUCCAACACAAUGGCUGAACAAAGUAUCUCAGAAUAUAAACUUGAAAUUAGGCAAACAAGGAAAUAUCGAGAUGCUGAACAAGAAAGAGACAGAGUUCUCCUCAAGUCCCUUAUUAAAGUUUGGAAAGAGAUAAAGUCCUUGCGCGAUUUUCAGAAGUUCACAAACACCCCAGUGAAGCUUUACUUGCGAAAGGAAGAAGUUAAUAGGAAAGUUGAUGAGGAAGCAUAUGAAGCUGAAAUUCUAGCCGAAAUAAAUGAGCUCAUGGAAGAAUAUACAGAGGAGUAUGAGAAGAAUGUGAAGCAAUACAAACAUGAUCUUCAGCAAUGGAAGGCGUGGAAAAGGGCACAGAAAAUGAAGAAUAAAAAGAAGACAGAGGGUGCGGAAGAUGAUGAUGAUGCAGAUAGUAGACAUCUUGGAGAAGAACCCACCAAACCCUUUCCCCCUGUUCUGGUGGACAGACAAGAGGUAGAACUACAGGUUCGUGAUAAGGCAGCUAACAUCAGGAGAAGACCUGGAGAACCUACUUUGCAUCCUGAACUGAGCCUUUCUGGAACCGUCACUCCUAAUAACAUGUGCCCAAGGGUAGAAGUAGUGAGACGUGAAGAUCUACAGAAACACUCCUUGUUCAUCAAGAUCCUUUUCAACAACAAAGAGGUGUCCAGAACUGUGACAAACCAGUUAGGGUCAGACUUCAGAGUCCAUCUUGGACAAAUCUUCAAUUUACAGAUUUAUAAUUGGCCGGAAAGCAUAAAGCUACAGAUCUAUGAGACAGUAGGACAUGGUGGUGGCACCCUGCUGGCCGAGGUUUUUGUACCCAUUCCGGAAACUGCUGUCUUAACUGGCAGAGCCCCAGUGGAGGAGGUGGAGUUCAGCAGUAACCUGAGGGUCAUGUAUGAUCAUGAAGGAGUUGGCAGUGAUGUUCCGUUUUCCUUUGAGGCUGAUGGAAGCAAUAAGGUGUCCUUAAUGACAUCUGGAAAAGUUGCAUACUGCGUAUCAUGGGCAGUGGGGGAGAAUGGGGUGCCACUGGUUCCCCCUCUUUCCCAGCAAAAUAUUCAGAGGGCCUUAAACAAUAUGGAUGCUGUGUCUUCAAUCGGGGCUUCUGGACUGACAGACAUGAAGAAAUUAGCCAAGUGGGCAGCAGAAUCCAAGCUUGAUCCCAAUGAUCCUAACAACGCAGCCCUUAUGCAACUCAUAAUGAUUGCAAACAGUGGGGAUGCCGAUGUUCCUGAGUUCUUCAGACUUGAGCAGCUGCAGAAGGAAUUUGACUUUGUGUCAGAAGAGGACCUCAGUAGAUCCAAACGACUGCGUCUUCUACAGCUCCGGAACCAGGAAGUGGCAGAAUUCCGCAACUACAAGAUGGUGCCCAUAAAGGAGCGGGAAAUUCCAGACAAGAUAUUCACGGAAUAUGAGAAGAAAUUGCGGGACCAGGAUAUGAGCACUGCAGAAACACACUUAGAUACACAUAGGAUCAUGGUUGCCAAAUACCUCCACAAGGUUAGGGAAUCUGUGAUAAACCGGUUCCUCAUCGCGAAGCAUCAUUAUAUUCUUUCGGACUUGGUUGUCGAAGAAGAGAUCCCUAGUCUUGGUAUCCUGGGAAUGGAUCUCUUCAAGUUAGCCGAGCCAAAACGUCCGCUGAAGCCUAGGAGAAAAGAGCGGAAGAAGGUCACCGCCCAGAACUUGUCUGAUGGGGACAUUAAAGUCCUGGUGAAUGUCAUCCGUGCUUAUGACAUACCAGUGAGAAAACCAACGAGCAGUAAACCAGCGCUGCCGUCCAGGUCAGCAAGAUCAUUUAAUGAGAUGUUCACAGCGUCUGCUUCCCCUCAAGGACAGGCCCAGACACCAGAGUGGUCGGUUAACCAGGUACUGGUCCGGCCUUUUGUAGAGGUUUCCUUCCAGCGCACAGUGUGCCAGACUUCAACAGCUGACGGUCCAAACCCAAACUGGAAUGAAGAACUGGAGCUGCCAUUCAGGGCUCCCAAUGGUGAUUACAGCACAGCCAGUUUACAGUCUGUAAAGGACGAUGUUUUCAUCAAUGUCUUUGAUGAAGUUUGCUUUGAUAUAUUAGAGGAUGAUCGUGAGAGAGGAAGUGCAAUCCACACCCGAGUGGAGAGACACUGGCUCGGAUCCAUCAGAAUUCCAUUUACUACCAUCUAUUUCCAGGCCAGGAUUGAUGGAACGUUUCGGAUUGAGACCCCACCAGUGCUCCUCGGAUACAGCAAGCAGCGCAGCCUGGGAAAUGAUGGUGGUUAUGAGUCAGUAAGAAGCCUGAGUCAGGGGUCCUUUCUGACACUUUUCAUCACUAUUGAACCUCAGCUUGUACCUGGAGAGCCCAUUAGAGAGAAGUUUGACAGUCGAGAAGAUGAGAAGUUGCUUCAGGCCGCAGAGAAGUUCCAAAGUGAAGCAGCAUUAAAGUUCCCCAGACGGCAAUGCCUGAGCACCAUCACGGAUAUUAACGGGACUACUGUGUUUGUGACGCGAUACAUCAAGGCCUUGAAGCCUCCUCAGGAGCUGCUUGAUGCGGACCCAAGUAAUGUGCAAGCAACGAGUGAGCUGCUGGCUCGAUACGUGUCAUUAAUUCCCUUCCUGCCGGAUAAUGUAUCGUUUGCUGGGAUCUGUAAUUUAUGGAGUACAUCUGAUCAAUUCCUUGACCUUCUGGCUGGAGACGAGGAAGAACACGCUGUGCUACUGUGCAAUUAUUUCCUGGCCAUGGGAAAGAAAGCUUGGCUUGUUAUAGGAAUCGCCAUCCCUGAGGGCCCCACUACUUAUGUGCUGACAUUAGAGCAGAACCAGUACAUCAUAUGGAAUCCAAGCAGCGGUUGCUUUUAUGCUCAAUAUGACACUUUUUGUCCAUUGCAAAGUGUUGGCUGCUUGAUUAAUGCUGAUAAUAUAUGGUUUAAUAUUCAACAAUAUGACUCUCCUAUAAGUAUAAGCUUUGACACAAGCCGUCCAAAGCUGUGGAAGCCAUUCUUCUCAAGAAGUUACCCGAAUCCUGGACUCCCCAGUGUGCAGCCAGAUGAACUGAUUUAUCAGCGCACAGAUAAGACUGCGGCCAUGGAGCUUCAGGACAGGAUUGAAAAGCUGCUGAAAGAGAAGAUAAUGGAAUGGAGACCAAGACAUCCCACCCGCUGGAACCGAUACUGCACAUCUACUCUCAGGCAUUUCCUUCCUUUAUUGGAACAGAACCAAGGCAAAGAUGUGGAGGAAGAUCACCGGGCAGAGCUGCAGCGUCAGCUGGGAGAUUAUAGGUUUUCAGGGUUCCCAAUUAACAUGGCCUUCUCAGAUGUGAGACCUCUCAUAGAGGCCGUGUACAGCACUGGCGUUCACAACAAUGAAGUUCCCAAUGUGGAGUUUGCCCUGGCUGUGUAUGUUCACCCCUACCCUAAGAAUGUCUACUCAGUAUGGAUAUAUGUUGCGUCUCUUAUUCGAAACAGAUGACCCGAGGAUGAAAUGUUGCAGACAAUAACCACCACGAUGUGCCGAGAUCAUUGCCAAACCUGCCUGGGUGGUGUUCUCCUGCUUCUCAGGCAGGUCAUCCUUUGGCAGGCGUACUAGAACCUACGUCACCUGUGAUAAACCUGUGAAAUUCUCCUGUGAUUCCCCACUUGACAUCUGUUGUGUUUUGCGGUUGAGAAACCAACAGGCUUUCAGUAGAAAUGAGAAGGAGAAUAAUGAACGGGGCAGAAGCUGGUGUUCACUGGUAUUUACAGUAUAUACCUGGCUCAUUGACUAAAAGUGCUGUCACUUUGGAAUUUAAAGGGUUGUAUGAUCUAAUUAAAAAAAUAAAUGUCUGCUUUCCUUCAAAAACAGCAACAUGGUUCAUGCUUGGUAUUGACGCUUAGCCCCUAUUCAGGUGGCGCUACAAUACCAGACACAGUCCAUACUGCUAUUUCUGAGAGAAAGCCGCCAUGUUUUCCUUUAUCCCAUAUGACCCCUUUAAUGGGGUUUUCCGGAAAAAAUUUACGUAUAAGAAGCACAUGAUUUUAAAAUGCACCUAGAGGACGAAAAAAAGAUUUUUCAUCAGAUCAGACCCCCAAUCUUCAUCACCACCCAAUCAGAUUUGUCAUUCUUUAUUAGACCCCCCAAACUUUAUCAGACCUGAGAUAAGACCCCAAAUCUCCAUCAGGCCUCAGAUCAGACAUAAAAUGCCUCGAGUGGCGUGCCCUCCUGCACUCACCACUCCCUAGUCUUCUUCCGUCCCUGUGCUGCACCAAGACCCAGCGUCAAACAAAGCCAGGUCAUAGUUCCGGCCUACGUGUGCUACGUUCUGAUGCUUUAUGCAGUCAGGACACAGUGCAGCUUGACGUCCAAUAGAAGACCAGGGAGCGGUGAAUGCAGACAGCGCUACACUCCUGCAUACCUAUGGAAGCGUUCAUUAUUAUUCUCUUUAUAAGAUGUACUGCCAUUGUUUCCCCACUUUUGGGGGAAAAAGUGCGUCUUAUGAAGCAAAAAAUUUAAAACCCGCAGCCUGUCUGUGUGAACAGAAAGUUCAUACUUACUUGCUCCCCGCCGCUCAGCUCCCUCUGCACUUCUUCUACUGUGUCCGAUUUCUGGUCUCUGCAGUGUUUGCAUCUGGUGCUGCAUGGUCACAUGCUCUGCUGCAGCCAAUAACUGGCUUCAGCAGUGAUGUGUCGCUUAUGGCCCUAUAACCGCUGAAGCCAUUAUGAGUUUUCUGUUUACAGAUGCAGGCUGCAGGCAUUAGAUACAAAGUAAUUAUUCCUUGAAAACCCCUUUAAGGUCCAUUAAGAAUGGGUAAUGGUGCAGCAGAAAGCUGCCCUGUUCCUGUACCAUGUCAAAAUGUAGCCAAACUGGGCUAAUUUCUGCUCUGAAUGAAGUUUUCCAUAGAAAUAGUUCUAGGAAAUUCUCUUCUCUGCAAUUGCAGUUUUUACUAGAUUGAGGAUUGGGCUAGCCCAACAAGCCAUAACACAUACAGUGGGUUGAAUGAAAUGUAGCAUGACAUUAAAACCUUCCCGUUAUCAAAGGGG